Messenger RNA from Thunnus maccoyii (southern bluefin tuna), 1819 nucleotides. RefSeq names its product doublecortin domain containing 2B (gene dcdc2b). The transcript is spliced from 14 exons. Gene Ontology annotation, cellular component: microtubule; microtubule organizing center. NCBI's taxonomy places the organism in Eukaryota, Metazoa, Chordata, Actinopteri, Scombriformes, Scombridae. Bases 102 to 1544 code for a protein of 480 amino acids. Gene Ontology annotation, biological process: intracellular signal transduction. The record is from RefSeq and is a predicted model, not a curated record.
UCCAGACAGACCACAACAACAGAAAGGACUGAUUUUUCACCUUUGCCUUCAAUUCUGCGGUUUUCCCUGCUUCAUCCUCCACUGGACGUUCUGGCCCAGAGAUGGCUGCCGGCACUGCAGCCGCAACUCUUCUGCCUCCGGUGAAGAGCGUGGUGGUGUACAGGAAUGGAGACCCCUUCUACAGCGGACGGAGGUUCAUAGUCAACCAGCGACAAGUGGCCACUAUGGAGGCCUUUCUAAAUGACGUGACCCAGAACAUCGGUGCUCCACUUGCCGUCAGGACUCUGUACACCCCCAAACAGGGCCACAGGGUCACAGAGCUUCAAGACCUUCAGACAGGAGCCCAGUAUGUUGCUGCUGGCUUUGAGAGGUUCAAGAAACUGGAUUACCUGAACGCAGGAAUGAAAAAGCAGCCCGCUGCCCGUGAAGAAACUCAGGCAAAAAUCAUCCAGAGGCCAAAUGUCUCAGCCAGAUGGAAGAAGUUUAUACCUGUACCUUGCAUUAUACACGUUUUCCGUAAUGGAGAUUUCCUGUGUGCGCCAUUCCGAUUCAUCAUCCCUCGGAGCAUGCAGCAGGACCUGGAGCAGAUCCUGAGUCUGGUCACAGAAAAAGUCAGUUUACGGACCGGAGCUGUGCGCAGGUUGUGCUCUUUGGAAGGAGUGACUGUGUCUUCUGCUGGGGAGCUAGAGACCGGCCACUGCUACGUUGCCGUGGGUACUGAAAGGUUCAAGAAACUUCCAUAUGUGGAGCUGAUGGUUUCAAAAGCCACAGAGAGGUAUUACCCAGGAAAGAGAAGGAUGUUGAGGAGGGCUCAGAACAGGAAAGCAGAAAGCGGUCCAGAAGACCAGUACAGUGACUCAGCUCUCCUCGAGUCCCCAGAGAUGUCAGACGGGCGGAGGGUGAAGUCGACAGGAGACGAAGCUGCGGCUCCACAAGCCACACAGCAGAGGAGCCGGAGAGAAGGAGCCGAUGAGACAUCCAUGUUCUUCGCCAGGCCGGUCAAGAUCCGCAAAAACCGAGGGCAGCCGAGACCACCACUCAGCAACGGAUCUGUCCAGCGCAGCGUGUUUAAAGGGGGAGCACGGAAGAGGAGAGAGGAGGUCAGAGGAGCCGAGGAGGUGCAGGAAGAUGAGAACACAGCUACAGAGCUUCCUGUCGACCAGAGAGUGGCAGAAAUAGUGGAGGAUGAGGAACAAAUCAACACAAAUGAUCUUCUGCACAGCACACAGCAGGCGUCAUCAUCUGAACAUGACGAUGUGGAACAGACGACGUUAACGGAUGCUCAGGAUAUGACAGAAAAUACUGCGAGAGCUGAGGAGUCUGCUGCUGAAAUAUCGGAGCCUGAGCUGAAGCAGACGUCAUCAAAGUCGAGGCCUCUGUCGUCCAACUCUCACCGAGGAAUUCGAGGAAGGAACAAGGAAUUUCAAAGAGAAAAGGAGAGCCCUCGGGACUCCCCAUCAAUAAAACUAGAACAGAACCAUCAUCAUCAUCAGGAAGGAGCAGUGAUUGAUGAGCACAGAAGCUUCAAAGAGCUCACAUCAUAAUAACCACCAACAGCUGAACUACAGCCACAAGCACAGCAGAUAACUUACUGUUUUGAUGUGACCUAUGCGGCUAAAUGAAUGUUAGAUUGAUUGUAUUUUAACUGUGGUUAUGAGCCAAGUAACAACAUUGAAUUUAUGUUGUUGUUGUUUUUUUUUUUUAGCAAUUGUUAGAGUCAAAAAUGUGACCACGCUCAAAUAAGAACACAACAGAAGAUCCACACGAUAUCACGUGCUCUAUUUCUAUGUAUUACAAUUCACUUUGAAAAUGAUCACAC